GAAGCCGCUCUGGAAGCCGCUACUCCUCGAGACUCCUCUAACCUGAAAACUCACUCCUUCGCACUGUACGUAUUCAAGAAGACGCUUAGAACACACUCCAGUCGCUCCACUCCUAAGCCCACAUACCGACAAUGGCUUGGUACACAUACGUCGGUGCCAUGCUGGCAAGCAACUUCAUGAGGCCCGGAAAACACGGCCUCAACGAGGAGGCCCUCCAGAGCUACGCUACCCACGGCGUGCUGGUCUGGCUCAUGUACUUUUACAUCAAGUAUAUGGAGGGAAAGGAUGCUAUCUGGCCGUUUGUGGGCGCUUUUGCCGCCACCGCUUGCGCGUGGCUGGCUUUCAACUACGCUUUCGGUCUCGUGAACUUGAGGAAGGGCAACACUGAAAAGGACCCUGACUCGGUGACUCGCGCCUGGGACGACGGCCCACAUCUCACCCCCGUCCAGCGCGCCAUCCGCGAAGCCAGUUCCAUCCUAACCGGCUUCGCGACACAAUGGGCCCAGGUCCAAUCCAUCUACAUCCUCGCAUUCCUCGGCGGAUUCUGCGUCGUUGGAUAUGGAUUUUACAUUGUGGAGUGCGAGAGAGAGGUUGGAUGGGUUGAGAUGAUGGAGCAUAUCAAGGCGAAGGGGAAUGGCAUUUCGGUUGAUGCUGCUGGUGGUCACAGUAAGGAGGGUGAGAAGACGACGACCGGUGGGCAGAAGGCAAAUGGGAAGAAGAACAAGUAGGGAAGCUCGGACCACACUUAACAUCUGAAGAUUUUGGACAACGUUCGUUACCUACGACAGGCGUAGUGCUCUUCCACAUUUUAGACUACUUUCCUUUUCCUUACCUCAGUUAUCUUUACCGCAUCAUAUUGCAUUCAUUAAAGCUUAUCCACUAGAAUAGCAAUAGGAAUCAUAAUCUGCAGGCAGUUAUGACCCUU
This is a messenger RNA of Fimicolochytrium jonesii, 925 nucleotides long. RefSeq lists its product as uncharacterized. Lineage: Eukaryota; Fungi; Chytridiomycota; Chytridiomycetes; Spizellomycetales; Powellomycetaceae. The transcript is spliced from 4 exons. The record is from RefSeq and is a predicted model, not a curated record. Bases 132 to 728 code for a protein of 198 amino acids.